UACCCAUCUGCUCAAAUAGAAUAACAACUAUGAUGAACAUUAACCAUAAAAUGCUGGGAUAUAUACGAAACCGAAUAGCAUUCAUGUAUAGUUGAUUUUCUCCACCAAUCUAGAAGGAGAUACCGAGAAAACCAGAAUGCACUCGUUUGUGAAAUUCUGUGUCCCACUGUUAUUUGCUAUAAGUGCGUCACAUGUUGACGCCAAGCUUCUGUAUACGCACAAUCCUGACGGUUCAUACAGUUUCGCGGCAGCAGGUAACCCAAGAUUUAACUUCAGUAAUGGAGAUGUGUUCUUACAAUCUGAUGGAAACUUUUAUUCAACCAGAGAUAAAACAUUAAAAAUGACUGCCAACAAAACAAUAUCUGGUGAAGAUGUGAACGGUGAGUACGAAGGUAUGGUAUAUUCGUAUGCAGCUGAAGAAUAUCAUAUGCAAAAUCAAGUGUUGGUUUACAAUGGAGGAGAGUUUGCACGAUUCACUCAGAGUUUCCCAAAUGGUGUUUUAAAGAGUAACAUCUCGAAUACCGACGGUUUGCUUUCCUGUUUCCCUAGUUUUAAUACAAAAACAACAGCGGAAUUUGCCGGAUUUCUUCAUAUGAAUGGGGAUAUGUGUGGAAAAGAUUUCAGUAUUGCAAACUUUUCUAUGGGAUCAGACAUGCUUCACAGCGGACAAAAAGCAGGUCCUUUGGUUGCAUUCGAUGAGUAUGGAAAUGCAAUGGUGAUUUCUGCCUUCAGUAAUUUCAUGGCACAUAGCAUGAUGUACGACAGUGUGACCUCACAAUUAUACUAUGGUAUACUUGGUGGCUUCAAAAGCGUUCCACAACACUACCAGAUUGACACAAUACUUUACUUUGGAGAUGAAGGAAUGAAUCGCGCAAUCGAGGGAUGGGGUGAGGUUCUUGCGAGAAGAUAUGGGAAAUCAAGGUCUCGUCGUGAUAGCGACCUCACGGUCAAAUAUCUCGGAUACUAUACGGAUAAUGGUGCAUAUUACUACUACAAUACCGAACCAAAAAUGAAUUAUGAAGAAACCAUUCUUGGCGUCGUUAACCAGUCAAAAUUUGAAGGCAUUCCAUACAAAUAUGUUCAGUAUGAUUCUUGGUUUUACUACAAAGGAUUAGGGGACGGAGUCAAAGAAUGGGUUGCAAUGCCCAGCAUAUUUCCGAAUGGAACGGUAGGUCUUUUUCAAGAACAUGGUAUGCCAGUUGCAGCACACAAUCGUUACUGGGCGUCUGAUAACGUAUAUGCAACACAGAACGGUGGAAAAUAUAGUUUCUAUAUCGAUACCCUAUCGGGAAAAGCUCUACCUGAUGACUAUAGAUUUUGGUCAGAUUUUUUCCACAAUGCAACAAAGUGGGGAUUGAUAUUGUACGAGCAAGAUUGGCUAGACAUUGAAUUUGAAAAUAUGGAUACUAUACAUGAAGAUAUCAAUGUUGGUAAAUACUGGUUGAAAUCGAUGGGACAGGCUGCUGAAGAACAUGGAAUUAGUAUUCAAUACUGCAUGGCGUUGUCUCGACAUAUGUUACAGAGUAUUGAAAUUCCCGCUGUAACGCAAGCCAGAGUAAGCGACGACUACCAUCCUGGAAACAGUCAAUGGAAGACUGGAGUCGAAUCGAUGUUUGCAAAUGCUCUUCAUCUGGCGCCAUUUAAAGACACUUUCUGGAGUACUUCAAACCAAACCGGUAGUCCAUACGGCAAUGAUACCGAACCGAAUACCGACUUACAGGCUGCUAUGGCAACGUUAACCACUGGACCUGUGGGACCCGGAGAUAGAUAUUCCAACAUGUCAAAGAGCAUAUUGAAGACUUGUAGAGCGGACGGAAUGAUUUUGAAACCAUCACGACCAAUUACGGUUUGGGAUCAACAUGUGAUUAAUCACGCUUUUCCUAAGAAUAUGAAAGCGGGAUCUCCCAACUUGGAUUCUGAAGUUUAUUCGACAUAUACAGACAUACCAUUCACCAACGGUCCACUACGUCACGGAAUCAUGGUGGUUACUGAUCUGAAUGUCACAGAUUUUAAGGCUACACCGAGUAUUAUGUUUCUGGACGAAACGAAAUAUACAGAUUAUAUAGCCUAUCACGGCCAUCCCGGAAAUGAUGGCAACAUUCACAAGUUCAGUGAUAAUUCCCCGCUAACAAUUCCUAAAUGCGGAAGAUCAGAUUUUCAACUGUGGUAUUUUGCACCUGUGAUUGAAGUUAGCUCACAAAGUCAUGUAGCUAUUCUUGGCGAGAGGAAUAAAUGGGUCCCGGUAUCCACGCAGAGAAUAAAAAAUGUUGAACAAAAAGAGAACGACUUACUUGUCGAUAUCGAAGGAAUGCCUGGGGAGGCCGUACAAUUCGGAUUUUCAGUGAAUCAAUUUGUUGAAUUUGUAAACUGCAACAUCCCAAGUACUGGAAAAGCCAGAAUAAAUCUGAAUACAUUAACAUGUACCGCUAUUUGAAAGCCACUAUUUCGAACUUGAGUGCAAAUACAUGACAAAACAAAUAUAACACUACAAACACUUAUUCGUAUCACUAUGUAGCAAUGCAACGGUAUAAUCGUGGGUAGUGAGUAGUAAGCAGGAUCGACAU
This is a messenger RNA of Styela clava, 2564 nucleotides long. NCBI's taxonomy places the organism in Eukaryota, Metazoa, Chordata, Ascidiacea, Stolidobranchia, Styelidae. The record is from RefSeq and is a predicted model, not a curated record.